CGGUGGUUCUCCUUCUCGUCCUUUUCCUCUCGCGUGCCGCACUCUCUUCAUCUGCGGAGCCUCGCAACCACGAAGUGGAGGCUCUAAUGAGCAUCAAGUGGAGUCUCACUGAUCCUCACGGUGUGUUGAGUAACUGGGAUGAGUACUCAGUCGACGCUUGCAGCUGGGCCAUGAUUACUUGCUCCUCUGAUUCCCUUGUUAUUGGCCUGGGAGCGCCGAGCCAAUCUCUCUCUGGAACUUUGUCUGCAGCAAUUGGAAACCUAACAAAUCUUCGCCAAGUGUUACUGCAGAACAACAAUAUUUCAGGUCGAAUUCCGCCGGAGCUUGGAACCCUUCCAAAGCUUCAGACAUUGGAUCUUUCCAAUAAUCGAUUCUCUGGGGUGAUUCCUUCCUCUCUCGGCCAAUUGGAUAGUCUCCAAUACCUGAGGCUCAACAACAAUAGCUUGUCAGGACCCUUUCCUGUUUCACUGGCCAAAAUCCCACAGCUUGCUUUCUUGGACUUGUCUUAUAACAAUCUAAGUGGACCAUUGCCCAAGUUUCCAGCAAGGGCAUUCAAUAUUGUGGGAAACCCAUUAAUUUGUGGAAGCAUCACUACUGAAGGUUGCUCUGGAUCAGCAACUCUUAUGCCCGUUUCCUUCUCUCAAACAUCAUCACAAGGAAAACACAAGUCCAGAAAAAUAGCAGUUGCACUUGGAGUUAGUCUUAGUUGUGCUUCUCUCAUGGUUUUGCUCUUUGGGCUCUUUUGGUAUAGACAUAAACGACAGCACCAGGCCAUCCUGUUUAUUGGUGAAUAUAAGGAAGAGGGAAUUGUCAGCUUGGGAAAUCUCAAGACUUUCACGUUCAGAGAGCUCCAACAGGCAACAGAUAGUUUCAGCUCCAAGAACAUACUUGGGGCUGGAGGUUUUGGCAACGUUUAUAGGGGAAAACUUGGUGACGGCUCUAUGGUGGCAGUGAAAAGACUGAAGGAUGUUACUGGAAGUUCUGGUGAAUCACAGUUUCGAACUGAAUUGGAGAUGAUCAGUUUGGCAGUUCAUCGCAAUUUACUUCGCUUAAUUGGAUAUUGUGCUACUCCUAAUGAAAAGCUUCUGGUUUAUCCUUAUAUGUCCAAUGGCAGUGUGGCAUCCAGGCUUAGAGGCAAACCAUCCUUAGAUUGGAACACAAGAAAGAGGAUAGCAAUUGGAGCUGCGAGAGGACUUCUGUAUCUGCACGAGCAAUGCGAUCCAAAGAUAAUACACAGAGAUGUAAAAGCUGCUAAUGUUCUUCUUGAUGACUACUGUGAGGCUGUUGUUGGUGAUUUUGGCCUUGCAAAGCUCCUUGACCAUUCUGAAUCCCACGUGACAACCGCGGUCCGUGGCACUGUUGGGCACAUUGCUCCAGAGUACCUUUCCACUGGCCAAUCUUCUGAGAAAACUGAUGUAUUUGGUUUUGGCAUUCUCUUGCUAGAGCUCAUAACUGGAAUGACAGCACUUGAGUUUGGGAAAACUGUGAAUCAAAAAGGCGCUAUGCUAGAGUGGGUUAGGAAAAUACAGCAAGAAAAGAAGGUUUCGGUGUUGGUGGACAAGGAGCUAGGGAGCAACUAUGACAUGAUAGAGGUGGGGGAGAUGCUUCAAGUGGCUUUACUAUGCACUCAAUAUUUGCCAGCACAUCGCCCCAAGAUGUCCGAGGUGGUCCGAAUGCUUGAAGGCGAUGGACUUGCUGAGAAGUGGGCAGCAUCACAUAGUAAUAAUCAUGAUCGGAAUGUUAGUCAUGGCAUGACCCCAAGCAAUAACAGUGGCCACACAUCAUCCCGCGCCCCUGCCCCUGCAUCAAAGCAUGAUGACAGUGUUCAUGAUCGUACAAGCAUGUUUGGCACCACAAUGGAUGACGAUGAUGAUGAACGCUCCUUGGAUUCCUAUGCCAUGGAACUCUCUGGUCCUAGGUAAAUUACCAAGGCUUUCAAUAGGAAGAUUAGAAAAGAAAAGGGAAAUGAGAUCUAUUGGUCAUAUAUAAUCAUAAUUCUUUAUUUUUUUUUCUUAUAAAAUUGUUAUUAUUAUUAAACUUGGGUUAUUCUAGGAUUUAAUCAGUGUAUAUGGUUCUGUAAAACACAUUAUCAUGUUGGGUUUGUGUUUUAAUUGUAAAUAUGAGUUUGAGUGGAGUUGUGGUAGUAGUACAAAGUGGCGUGCUUUUGGAUGCAAAAAAGAACGGUAGAAAUCAAGGUGUAACUAGGUUUAGUGCGUAUAGUCGUAUAGGGUAGGGUGGAUGGAGUACAAUGAUCAUCAAAGAUUCUUUGCUCUCAAGUAUGUGAAUCAAGAAGAGAGGAGAGGGUGUCAUGCAGCAGAAUAUUGAUACUGAUGGUUUUGACUGAAGAAGGGAAGAGAGAGAGAAGGGAUGUGGGAUUUGGGAUGGGAUGGGGGCACAUGAAUUUUCUGUGUGUGUUCAAAACUUUGAAAGUGUGAGUGAAGGUCACAGAGUCUCUGCUUUUCAGCUGUUACAUGUCUUUUUCCUUCAGAUGCUUUUGCAGGGUCACGCGUUACUUUAUUCAUUUAUUUUCCCCCUCUCAAUACGGUCACCUCUUUUUAUUGGGUGU
Messenger RNA from Arachis ipaensis, 2566 nucleotides. RefSeq names its product protein CLAVATA3 INSENSITIVE RECEPTOR KINASE 2. Gene Ontology annotation, biological process: protein phosphorylation. Gene Ontology annotation, molecular function: protein binding; ATP binding; protein kinase activity. The record is from RefSeq and is a predicted model, not a curated record. Lineage: Eukaryota; Viridiplantae; Streptophyta; Magnoliopsida; Fabales; Fabaceae.